Messenger RNA from Cryptococcus deneoformans JEC21, 1687 nucleotides. RefSeq names its product enolase 1, putative. The coding region runs from base 76 to 1413 and encodes 445 amino acids. Lineage: Eukaryota; Fungi; Basidiomycota; Tremellomycetes; Tremellales; Cryptococcaceae. Gene Ontology annotation, biological process: glycolytic process. Gene Ontology annotation, molecular function: phosphopyruvate hydratase activity; magnesium ion binding. The transcript is spliced from 9 exons. The record is from RefSeq and is a predicted model, not a curated record. Gene Ontology annotation, cellular component: phosphopyruvate hydratase complex.
GAAGCAUGUGCAUUACUAUAAAUAAACGGAAACCACCCUUCCUUCUCCCGUUUCUUCCUUUAUCACCUUGCGAAAAUGUCUUUUCAAUCUGUCAGAGCUUCUCAGAUCUUCGAUUCUCGAGGCAACCCAACAGUUGAGGUAGUAGUUGAAACUCUUCAAGGUCGAUUCGUAGCCGGAGUUCCCUCAGGCGCUUCGACCGGAAGUCACGAAGCAGUUGAGCUCCGUGAUAAAGGAGAUGCUUAUGGCGGCAAAGGCGUCUCGAAAGCCGUCAAAGCCGUAAACGAGGUCUUGGGGCCGGCUUUAAUUCAAUCCGGCAUCAAGGCUUCCGAGCAGGCUAAAAUCGACCAGUUGCUGAUACAGCUUGACGGUACCGACAACAAGAGCAAAUACGGCGCCAAUGCAAUUCUAGGCAUUUCCAUGGCUGCUGCACGAGCAGGCGCUGCUGAAAAGGGCUUGGAACUAUUUGAACAUUUGGCGGACUUAACCUUCCCUCAACGUGACAAAGCUAAACCUUACGUACUGCCUGUUCCUUGCACCAAUCAGCUCAAUGGUGGUGUACAUGCAGGAAAUCAGCUUGCUCCUCAAGAGUUCAUGGUACUUCCAACGGGGGCUACUUCGUUUGAGGAGGCGAUGCGUAUUGUGACGGAAUGUUACCAUUCGUUGAAAUCGGUAAUCACUGAGAAAUUUGGCCUCGCAGGAACUGGUAUCGGUGACGAGGGAGGCUUUGCUCCGCCGGUUGAUUCGAUUGAUCAAGCUCUGGACCUCUUGGUGGAGGCAAGCGCCAAAGCUGGCCACUCGAACAAUGUUCAUUUUGCCAUUGACCCCGCCUCCUCAGAGUUCUUUAAAGACGGUGUGUACGACCUGGACUUCAAGUCUACCGAUCAACUUGAAACCCAUCGAUGCCUAUCUCCAGACCAGAUGGCAAGUCUGUACAAUGAUCUUAUCUCGAAAUAUCCAUUGAUACUUCUGGAAGACCCGUUUGCCGAAGAUGAUUGGGAUAGCUGGACAAAGUUUAUGGAAAAGAUUAAUGGAAGGAUUGAGGUGGUAGGAGACGACCUUCUGUGCACUCAAGUCAGCAGGGUAAAAAUGGCCAAGAAAGCAUCAGCGUGUGAUGGCCUUCUUCUAAAGAUCAACCAAUGCGGUACUAUUAGCGAAGCGAUUGAAGCUGCCCAGACCGCUUAUAGCUAUGGUUGGUCUGUUUUUGUAUCUCAUCGUAGUGGUGAGACCAUUGACGAUUUCAUUGGUGAUAUCGUAGUAGGUCUGCAAACUGGACAUAUCAAGUCUGGGGCGCCUUGCCGAGGCGAGAGGUUGGCCAAAUAUAAUCGCUUGCUCCAAAUUGAGCGACUUCUCAAAGAGCGUGGCCAUCCUGUUCGGUAUGCAGGAGUGGAUUUCAGGCGGGCGGCUACCUGGUAGAAAAUGUCAAUGGUGGGGAAAUCAGUGGAAUGAGGGGAGGAUCGCAACUUCAUAGGUGCUUUGGCAUUAGAAGAAGGGCCUUAGUCGAAAGAGCGACGGUCAGAAUCCAUAAGAUUGCUUAUUGCGUUCAACUUUGACCAUGAAAGGAGUGGCACAGUGCGACAUGGAAGUGCACAACGUUAGCGCAUAAGUCCAUGCAGCUGGGAAGCAGUACGGCUUGGGCGGUGUGAAGGGUAUGAACGUUCAUGUAUGGAGGCAAUAGGAUAUAGAUUCA